AUGGCUCGCUGCUCGGGGUCCGACUUGGAUCCCCCUUGGAGGUGGGUUUCCUACCUUGGGGAUACUGCCUCGUGGGAAGGGUGCUUCACCGCUCGGGGCUUCUCGCCUUGGGAUGAAGAAGGGUGCCCCGCCGCUCAGGGGCCCUACCCGCUGACAUUCGCCCGAACUCUACGGACCUCCACUGCCCUUUGCCGUUGUUGCAUGCCUGCUGCACUAUUUUUGCUUGAGCCUUCGCUUCUGCUUGGAAGUCUUGGCCGCUCAUACUCCCUUCUCGGACUCGCUCACACAAUUUCAGGUGGGGAACGUUUGACCUCCGUUGCAAAGGGGCGGGGUUUGUCUCUCCUACGACCUCUCGGCCCGCUGCUCGGGAGCCGAUUUAGAUCCCCGCCUCAUGGGGUGGGUUCCCUACCUUGGGGAUCUUGCCUCGCAAGAAGGGUGCCCCGCCGCUCGAGGUUUCUCGCCAAGGGAUGGAGAAGGGUGCCCCGCCGCUUGGGGGCCGCUGACCUUCGCCCGAACUCUGCGGGCCUCCACUGCCCUUCGCCGUUGUUGCCUUCCCGCUGCACUAUUUUUGCGCGGCCUCCGCUGCCCGCUGCAUGA
Messenger RNA from Marchantia polymorpha subsp. ruderalis, 597 nucleotides. The record is from the annotation of a GenBank genome assembly. Lineage: Eukaryota; Viridiplantae; Streptophyta; Marchantiopsida; Marchantiales; Marchantiaceae.